Messenger RNA from Gekko japonicus, 856 nucleotides. RefSeq names its product arginine vasopressin receptor 2 (gene AVPR2). NCBI's taxonomy places the organism in Eukaryota, Metazoa, Chordata, Lepidosauria, Squamata, Gekkonidae. The annotation marks the transcript as partial. Gene Ontology annotation, cellular component: membrane. Gene Ontology annotation, molecular function: vasopressin receptor activity; peptide binding. The record is from RefSeq and is a predicted model, not a curated record. The transcript has a single exon. Gene Ontology annotation, biological process: regulation of systemic arterial blood pressure by vasopressin; G protein-coupled receptor signaling pathway; positive regulation of vasoconstriction.
AAGCCAAUGUCAGACGCCUCCUCCGCGCCCCCCGGGCCCGCCCUCAACGCCUCCAUCGCCCCUUCUGACGACCGCAACGCCGCCUUGGCCCAGGGCGAAAUCGCCGUCUUGGCCUCCAUCUUCCUGCUGGCCACGCUGAGCAACGGGCUGGUCCUGGGGGCCCUCUCCCGCCGCAGCCACCGCGCCCUGCCCAUGCACCGCUUCAUCCACCACCUCUGCCUGGCCGACCUGACCGUGGCCCUCUUCCAGGUGCUGCCGCAGCUGAUCUGGGACAUCACCGACCGCUUCCAGGGCCCGGACGUCCUGUGCCGCGCUGUCACCUACCUGCAAGUGAUAGGCAUGUUUGCCUCCUCCUACGUCAUUGUGGCCAUGACUUACGACCGCUACCAGGCCAUAUGCCGGCCCAUGGUGGCUUUCCGGAAGGGCCCAGCCUGCCGGUACCGGCCCGUGGCGGUGGCCUGGGCCGCUUCCUUCCUCCUCGGCCUCCCCCAGCUCUUCAUCUUCUCCAAAAGGCAGCUGCCGAGCGGAGCCCACGAAUGCUGGGCCCAGUUCAUCCAGCCGUGGGGGGCCCAGGCCUACGUCACGUGGGUGACCCUGAUGGUCUUCGUCCUCCCCACGUGCUUCAUCGCCACCUGCCAGGGCAUGAUCUUCCGCGAGGUCCACCGCAGCCUGCGCAUGGGGCCGGAGGGGGCCCUCGGGGGGCGGGGCGUCCGCCAAGGGGCAUCCCCCAUCUCCGGGGCCGUCACCAAGACGCUGAGGAUGACGCUGGUCAUCGUGCUGACCUACAUGAUCUGCUGGGCUCCCUUUUUCCUCGUCCAGCUGUGGUCCGUUUGGGAUCCCCGGGCACCCAUAAACA